AAGCUGGUUUAUGACUGAUGUUUUUUGCUGGAGAAAUAAAAAAAUGUCUGGAGUUCGUUUUUCUAGUUUGUUGCCAAGAUUGAUUAGCCGUGGGACUAAAUGGAAUAGUCAGCACCCCAUGUGGGUUACACAAAGACUAUUUGCAUCAGAGGCAGAUGUAGACUUAACAAAAACCUGUCUUUAUGACUUUCAUCUUGAACAUGGUGGUAAAAUGGUGCCAUUUGCUGGUUUUAGUAUGCCAGUACAAUACAAAGAGGGACUCUUAGCAGAACAUCUACAUACUAGGAACACCGUAUCAUUAUUUGAUGUCUCACAUAUGCAGCAAAGUAAGGUUUAUGGUAAAGACAGAAUCCAAUUCAUAGAAAGUCUGAUUGUGGGUGAUGUAGCAGGGCUCCCUGAUAACACUGGUACAUUAUCACUGUUUACAAAUCACAAAGGUGGAAUACAAGAUGAUUUAAUAGUUAGUAAAACAACAGAAGAUUAUCUUUAUAUUGUAUCUAAUGCUGGCUGUAUAGACAAAGACAUUGCAAAUAUGAAGGCUCAGGAAGUUGCAAUGAAAUCACAGGGCUUUGAUGUGACCUUUGAACCAAUCACAGAUAGGGCUCUAUUAGCUCUUCAAGGGCCAUUAAUGACAAAGGUGCUGCAAAAUGGAAUUAGAAGUGACCUCAAAGACUUUACCUUUAUGAAAACAGCUGAGAUGUCAGUUUACGGUGUACCUAACUGUAGAGUUACUAGAUGUGGUUACACUGGAGAAGAUGGAGUUGAGAUUUCUAUACCAAUUAAGCAUGUGUUAGAAGUGGUUGAUUCUCUAAUGAGUUGUCAGUUAGCUGAAGUGAAGUUAGCUGGUCUUGGUGCCAGGGAUAGUCUACGAUUGGAAGCUGGUCUUUGUCUCUAUGGUAAUGAUAUUGAUGAAGAUACAACACCUAUAGAGGCUACAUUAGCAUGGACAAUUGCAAAAAGAAGACGCCAGGAAUCUAACUUUCCAGGUGCUGAAAUUAUUCUCAAACAGUUAAAAGAAAAACCUAAGAGAAAGAGAGUUGGUAUUGUGUCAAGUGGUCCUCCUGCUAGAGCUGGUACUCAAAUACUCGAUGAAUCAGGCGAACCUAUUGGUCAUUUAACAAGUGGAUGCCCAUCCCCCACACUGAAAAAGAAUGUUGCUAUGGGAUAUGUCACUACAAAGCAUGCCAAGAAUGGAACAAAGCUCAAACUACAAGUUCGCAAGAAGCAAAUUGAUGCUCAAGUCUGUAAAAUGCCAUUUGUACCAACUAAGUACUACACAGGAAAAUAA
This is a messenger RNA of Saccoglossus kowalevskii, 1288 nucleotides long. RefSeq names its product aminomethyltransferase, mitochondrial-like. Lineage: Eukaryota; Metazoa; Hemichordata; Enteropneusta; Harrimaniidae. Gene Ontology annotation, biological process: glycine catabolic process. Gene Ontology annotation, cellular component: glycine cleavage complex; mitochondrion. The record is from RefSeq and is a predicted model, not a curated record. Gene Ontology annotation, molecular function: protein binding; aminomethyltransferase activity.